Messenger RNA from Acaulospora morrowiae, 1506 nucleotides. NCBI's taxonomy places the organism in Eukaryota, Fungi, Glomeromycota, Glomeromycetes, Diversisporales, Acaulosporaceae. The record is from the annotation of a GenBank genome assembly.
AUGAUCGAGGAACAAGUUCCGGGUGCCACCGAUGUCAAACGAAUCCCAUGUCGGAAGUUCAAAUUCGAUGUUCCACUUGGCAAACGUUUUAGCCAAGCCGCAUUGACAUAUGUUGCCUGUAUUCCGGUGCGUAGUAGUACUAGUGUCGACGUAGGCCAUAAAACUGCGAAUGAUGCGGGCAUCGAUGUUGAGUUAAAUCUGGACAAUUUUACAUCACCUCCCGCAACACAUAUUUACGAUGAACACCAAAAUACCCAAAUUUCAGCAUCACCUCCCACAACAAUUAUUCACACCGAACACGAAAUAUCAAAAAGUUCAACAUCAUCUCCCACAACGAAUAUUCACGCUGAACACGAAAAUUCGACGUUCAAGGGAUCAUCGCGUCCGUCUGAUGGAUACCUACUAAAUAUCUCCAGUGUGAACGAAUAUUGCGAACCAAAUGACUACCAAAAAGAAGCAUUCAAAAAAUACCGAAUUCAAAGUUGCCUAGACUUCUUGAGUAUGAACAAGUCAAGUUAUCUGUUUAAACCAGAGAAUUCGACUCUUACGUAUAAUGAAAAACCGAUGCAGUUUCACGUCUAUUGGAAGGGAAAGUUGAAUGACAAGAUUUCAUUAAUGAUCAGAUCUUUUUUGUACACUCAACCUCUUGAUUCUUCGGUGUUGAACGUGUGGAUGGACUCCAACGACGAAGAUCUCACCAACAAUUCCCACAUCAGACCACUUCUUAAAUUCUCACCUAAGAAUAUUCAAUUUCGCAUAUGGAACUGUACCGAACAACUCUCCCACGAUCCUAUUUACAAGGGAUGGAAAAGGAUUAUGAGAAAGCAGCUUAAAAAAAUUCAAACUGUCGGAUAUAGCGAUAUGGUUAGAUUUGUGUUACUCCAGAGAUAUGGUGGAUUAUAUGUGGACGCGGAUGUAUUAUUGUUGAGAGACAUGAGACCAUUGUAUUAUCUGGAUUAUGAAUGGUCAUAUCGAUGGAGCGAAUGGUUUCACUAUAACACUGCCGUACUAAGGCUUUGGAAAAAUAGUACGAUCGGUCGAACCAUCAUCUCAGCUGCCAUGAAACAUAAGAUGAAUUUUCAUCCGAUGAGAAUAAAGAAAUAUCUUGUAAGAAAGAAGAACAUAACCAGAUCGGAUGUCAACAAAAAACUUUAUAUGAUGCCGGUGACAAUGUUUGAUCCGUUGUGGUUAAAGAGUGAUCUAUCACUUAAGAAACAAAUAAUGGUACCAAACUUAUCCCAGUUCAAGGAUGUGUUCAGCCGGAAGUUGCUCAGAAAUGAAUUUCCGGGUGUAAACAAAAAGGUGACGAAAAACACGAAUGCGGAGAACAUAAAGCGUUGGAGAAAGAAAGAGAAAUUUUUCGAUGGUGCAUUCACAUAUCACUGGCACAAUAAUUGGAAUAGGCGUAUCAACAGCAUGUCCUGGAUGGGUAUACUUAAAAGGGGAUAUGAUGAUUUCUUGGAGGGAAAAGGUGCAAAUUUAUAUAACGAGUACAUCGUAACAUAA